This is a messenger RNA of Drosophila busckii, 2055 nucleotides long. Its product is annotated as testis-expressed protein 10. The transcript has a single exon. Bases 27 to 2003 code for a protein of 658 amino acids. NCBI's taxonomy places the organism in Eukaryota, Metazoa, Arthropoda, Insecta, Diptera, Drosophilidae. The record is from RefSeq and is a predicted model, not a curated record.
UAUUUUGAUUCUCUUAGACAUAAAACAUGGGAGGCCAGCAUAAAAAGCAUUUGCGUGCCGAAAAGGCAAAAGUGAAACUAAAAGGCGCCAAACUGCCCAAAGGCCUAAAUGUAACCAAAACAGACUUUAAGGUGCGCAAAAUAGAAAUACGCGAACAACUGAGAGACACAGCGCUAUUUGCAGGUAGCGGCGCCCAACGUCAGUUGAACCUCAAGGAGACGCUCUCACGACUAAAGCAUCACAACAGCAAGUUUCGCCUAGAUGCGCUGCAUCAAAUACGCGAUGCCGUCAAGUCCGGACAGGCACAGCAGCUAAUUGGACAGCUGAACGAGCUGCUGCAGGGUGUGACCAGCGGUGCGCUGGACAUAGAACGCGAAGUGCGUCAACAAAGCUGCAAGACCCUGGAUGUGCUGCUGGAGGCACUCGAAGCAGAUGCCAUAUCGCCAUUCUUUCACAUCAUAACGGCGUAUUUGCGCUGCGCCAUGACGCAUGUACAGCCUGCGAUACAGGAGGACUCGCUAGCAUUGAUGGAUGUGCUGCUGCUGCGUGUACCCGGACAGCUGCUGGCGGAGCGCAGUGCCAGCAGCAUGAUUAGCCACUUCAUAGACAUGAUUUCACGCCUGCGGCAUGACACACGCAACUCAAAUCGUUUGCUAACAGUGCGCCUGGGUCAGGGGCAGCAGACAACGAUCAAGUGGCGCACCAAGGUGCUGCUUAGACUGCAGCAAAUCUUUCAAACGCUAUUACAGCGUGAGAACAGCAAAGGCGCAGCCAAGCCACGUGUAGUGCACUUUGAGCAGGAGACAGAGCAGUAUUAUAAUGUGCUGCGUCCCUUGCAGCUGGACAGACGGAACACCCACAUCAUACUGCAUGAAGGCAUGCGUCCAACCGAGCAGCUUCAGCUACAAAACUAUGUGGAGCAGCUGAUGCCCUUGCUGCAGGACAGCUGGCUGGAAGUGCGACCAGAACAACAGCAACAAAAGGAUAAGGAAAAGCAACAACAACAGCUGCAGCAGCAGCAGAUACUGCUGGAUGGCGAUGCUGCUGCCAGUUUGAUGGUGGUGCUGGAUAUUAUGCAACAGCUGUGGCAGCUGGUACUGCAGCAGCCAGGACAGCAGGAGCAGCAGCAGUUACUCAGCACGUGGCUGCGCAAAAAUUAUGCCGACAAUUUUCUGCGUUACUUUUUGCGCGAGAGCAGCUUCCCGUACGAACAGACGCCCACAACGCUCAGCAAGAAACGCAAGGGCAAAGCCAAUGCCAAUGCCAACGCUAACGAUAAUCAAUGCCUGGCACAGAACCUGACGCUGGUGCACCUCCUCUGUCACUUUUGGCCACAGCCAAAACAGGCGCUCAGUGAAGACUUUGCCGCCUUGCUGCACUAUAUGCUGCGUUGUCUGCGUCAGCUGCGCACUAUCAAUCCCCCGGAGCAACUACGUCUUGUUGCUGCACUCAGAGCUUUGCUGCUGGACAAUGGCGCCGCGCUGCUGGCACUGCAGCCGCUGCAGAUGGGUCUGCUGCUGAGUCAGUGCAUUGAUGCGUAUGUGGAGCAGCAGUAUACCACUAGAGAAGGCGUUGCGACACGUGUGUUGCAUCUGCUCUGCGAACUGGUGCAGCAGCCACAGCUAUAUCAGGAAUAUGGUGGCGCUGAUCAAUUUGGUUUCUUUCUGAAGUAUCUGCCGCAGCUGCUGCUGAAGCCAAGCGUAUCCGACGCCACCUUGGCAGCCAUGUUUACGCUCUCCCGGCAAGGCAAUGUUGUUUUCCUCACGGCGCUGGCAGAGUGCGUAGCUCCAGUGCUACAGAAUCUGCAGCAUUUGCAGCUGACGGGGGACACCAGCCAAGCUGAGGCACAAUUUGAGCUCCAAAAGCGCAUUCUGAAUCUAUUCUACUAUGCCAAACAUGCUGCUGGCCAACAAAAGCUACUGGAACAGGCGCUGCAAGAAUGCCAGCUGCAAGCCUCCGAGCAGGUCUUUAAUUACUUCAAGUCUGUGCUAAGCUUUGACUAAUUUUAGAUAUAGUUAUUCCAUUUUGUUUUUUAGAAUUAAAUGUUUUAUACAC